AUGGCCCACUCUUCCAGAUCGCUCGAUAGUCUAGUAUCAACACUCGUGCCUCAGGCAAGGAGAAAUGAAGCCCUUAGGCGCGAUUUGACCAAACAUUGCGAAGAAAUACUAAACAGCCACAUCGGCACGAGUCGAGAAACAGAUAUCGGUCAUCUUUCCGACCUCAUCAAACGCCAGCUCCUCCAAACACAUCCCGAUGGUGUUACUUCGCUCCAGUUCACGAAUCUCUUGUCUAGAUUGCUCGAGCAGCCCGUACUGUCUCGCAAGCAUGCUUCUCUUCUCUUCCUUCAGACCCUCGCUUCUUCACCGCGAACCUCAUCAUUUACCUCCUCAUUCCUGCCCGCACUCGCCCCGCCGCAACCCACCUCAACACGUUCCACUCCCGCUCCUUCACCCGCUGACACAAUACCCAAUUCACGACCACCACGAGGAAAGUCAAAGGCCCAACUGCUAAAAGAUUACCGCGCGAAGACCGGCAGACCCCAUCUAUCCGAAGAUCUUCUACUCCGUGACACAUUAUACUUGCUCCAAGGCAUUUCCGGAAAGCAUGUCCGAUUUGCUCCAACCGAUAAUGACGAGCAAGAGAUGAACCUCGUUUUUGUCGAAGACCCUCGAUACAUCAUACCCCCUGCUACCCGAGCCCUUAUUCACAGACUUUCCGAAGUUGGCCAUCUAUAUACUCUCGUAGACACUUUCGUCCGAGAUCGAGAAGGCAAGCCAGGGGUCGGCAUGAUAGAACAAAGUCUAUGCCACCAUCUACAGUCUCAGCUGACGGAAUACUACCGCCUCAUUGCUAUUCUUGAGUCGCAGAUGACAUUAUCGUCUAGAGGAAGCUCAGAUGACAAGCAUUCAAGAGGCUUGACCUCCUCGGACUCCGACGUCCGUGCAGAAGAGAGUGGGUUGACGCUCAGACGGCUAGAUGUCUGGGUUAAUGAGUGGCGACUGCGCAUGAGGAUGAUGAGCGUUUGUGUUGAGGCCGCUCGGGAUACCAAGGGAGGAGCACUCGUCAACCUGAUCCACGGCUACACCGAGAAUGGAGACCCCUUCGUUCGGCACUUCACAGACCAACUACUCGAAGAAGUCUCCAAGCCCUUCUUUGGCACCCUACAUCGCUGGCUUUUCUCAGGCGAGCUCUACGAUCCCUAUUCCGAGUUCUUUGUCUCCAUAGAUCCCGAGCUCGCACAUUUGCAAUACCUUCACCCGUCCGUCCAACCUGGCGGACCUACGUCUUUGUCCGGUGACGGAGGCUUCGGGGGUCUGGGGGGAGAUAACGAGGACUUGUUGGGGGAGAACCAGACUGGCCGGGCCUUGUGGGAAACGAAGCACCAGUUUCGGAAAGAAAUGCUUCCGACGUUCGUCGACGAGGAGUUUGGCAAGAUGAUAUUCUCCACGGGGAAAAGCUUGAACUUUAUUCGCUAUAGCUGCCAUGAUAGCGAUUGGGUCGCCACUCGGGAGAAAUUGAGCAAUACCGGCGGUACCCUCCAGUACAGUGAUAUCUCCGGCUUGGAGCGGUCCAUUCAUGCCGCCUAUAGAAUAGCGAGUCAUCGGCUUUUUGACGUGUUCUUUGAGAAGUUUAAGCUCCUGGAUCAUUUGAAGGCGUUGAAGAACUAUCUUCUGCUUGGCCAUGGCGAUUUUGUCGACCAGUUGAUGGAGGCUUUAGGGCCAAAUUUGUCGAGACCAGCAAACGCACUUCAUCGACACAGUCUCACAGCAACCUUAGAGACUGCAAUACGUUCUUCAAACGCGCAGGACGAUCCACCAGAUGUGUUGCGACGAUUAGAUUGUCGUAUGCUGGAAUACACGCAUGGGGAGAUCGGAUGGGAAGUGUUCACGUUAGAGUAUAAGGUGGAUGCGCCUAUCGAUACUGUGCUCGACCCGCCGGCCAUGAUCGAUUACACGAAGCUGUUCAAGUUUAUGUGGCAGAUGAAGCGGGUGGGCUUGUCGCUUACUAAAGGAUGGAUGAGGGUGGCGAGUGGAACGAAGAUAUUCAUACAUGUACCUGAGCUUGAACAAGAAUGGCAUCGGAUCAGAAUCGUCGUAGCAGAGAUGGUGCACUUCAUACGCUCACUUGAAGCCCAGUGCCACCUCGAAAUCAUCGAGCGAUCCUGGCAGGAACUCAUCGAUUUCAUUAACCGCAAGGAGAAAGGAGACUUGGAUGACCUCAUUGCCGCGCAUCGGAAGCACCUGGACAGGAUGGUGAAGAAGAUCCUGAUGAUCGAUGCACGGUCGCGUAAGGAGGGGGUUCUUCUCAAUAUGGUACAGGAGGUGUUCACGAUCAUACUGCAGUUCCGCGAAGCCACGGACAACUUCUAUAACCACUGUCUCAGCGAAUCCGCUCGCCGAGAUACCGAACGCGAUACUCAUCGCGGCGUCUUCACAGGCCACGCCCGUCUGAGUUCGACCCAAGUCCCCGCAAGCCUGCAACAAGUCAAAGAAUACGGCGCAGCGUUCUCGGAGCGUAUGUACACGAUCGUGCAUCAGCUUGCGGGUCAUUCGGAUCUGGACGUCCGGUUCUUGGGUACGAGGAUGUCGUUUUCUGAUUAUUAUCGGUCGAAGAGGGAUAAUAAUUCGUCGAAGGCGUGA
Stereum hirsutum FP-91666 SS1 is the source of this 2583-nucleotide messenger RNA. Its product is annotated as gamma-tubulin complex DGRIP91/SPC98 component. NCBI's taxonomy places the organism in Eukaryota, Fungi, Basidiomycota, Agaricomycetes, Russulales, Stereaceae. The record is from RefSeq and is a predicted model, not a curated record. Bases 1 to 2583 code for a protein of 860 amino acids. The transcript has 15 exons. Gene Ontology annotation, molecular function: gamma-tubulin binding; microtubule minus-end binding. Gene Ontology annotation, biological process: mitotic cell cycle; meiotic cell cycle; microtubule nucleation. Gene Ontology annotation, cellular component: equatorial microtubule organizing center; gamma-tubulin small complex; spindle pole.